This is a messenger RNA of Scaptodrosophila lebanonensis, 2460 nucleotides long. RefSeq names its product zinc finger protein 236-like. NCBI's taxonomy places the organism in Eukaryota, Metazoa, Arthropoda, Insecta, Diptera, Drosophilidae. The transcript has 6 exons. Gene Ontology annotation, molecular function: RNA polymerase II transcription regulatory region sequence-specific DNA binding; zinc ion binding; DNA-binding transcription factor activity, RNA polymerase II-specific. Bases 65 to 2395 code for a protein of 776 amino acids. Gene Ontology annotation, biological process: regulation of transcription by RNA polymerase II. Gene Ontology annotation, cellular component: nucleus. The record is from RefSeq and is a predicted model, not a curated record.
UGCAACAUUUGUUUUGUUUUCUUGUACUUUCACUUCUUUCUUGUUAAAGUUAAAUCCGCCCACCAUGAAGUGUUGUGUAAAAAACUGCGAAAACAAAAAGGGAAUGAAUAACCAACAUACACUUUUUUCAUUCCCAAGCGACGAGAAACUUUUAAAGAAGUGGUUAAAGUUUACUAAAAGAACCGACCCAUUUAAUAAGAAAACGUGGAGAGUGUGCGAGGAGCAUUUUAAUCCAGAGGACGUCCAUGGGCGGAUGCAGUGCGACCUUGGUUUUCGCUCUCGCUUAGUAUUGAAGACGGGUGCGGUGCCUUGUAUAAACAAAAACGACGUGAGCUUAUUGGAUCAAUUUCGCGAGGAAAAGCGAAAAAACAAACAAUUAGUGGAAGAACUACUAGCUGACGCUGAAAGGGCUGAAGACUAUGCUAAAACGGUGGCCGAUAAGGUGCACUUGAAGCCACGUGUGUUUGAUGAUCAGGAGGAUGAAGAAAGUCCAUUGAAAGAGCCACAAGUAGAUAUUGAAUUUAAUAGUGACACCGUCUUAUCACAAGACAGUGAGACAAUUCUUUCAGAUGAAUUGUUAGACCUUGAAAAUGACGUAUGCUCUGAGGUAAUAGAUAUUGAGGAAAAACUUGAAAAGGACAACUCCAGUAGGAUAUAUGGACGAAAAAACAAACAGAUUGUGGAUGGACAAUUAUUUGGCGCUGAAAAUGAUGAGCACGACUAUGCUAGGACGAUGUCUGAAGAGCCGUGCACAAAAACACGAGUUUUUUGCGCCCAAGAAGAUGAAGCAAGUCCCUUGCAAGAGCCACAAAUAGAUUUUGAACUUGAUAGUGGCGGUGUCGUCUCAGAAAACAGUAAGCCGAGUCUUUCCGAUUGUCUGCGAGACCUUCAAAAUGAAGUCUGCCUUGGAGAUGUGUUAGUUGUUGAGGACCCAACUAAUGCGAACGCAUCGUACAAUUUAAUUGUGCAUCAACAACCGUUGGCUUCCACGGAUCUCAAUUUACAGGCAGUUAAUACACAGAACAAAUUGCUUCGCUGGGACGAUGUGAUAGUUCUGGAUACAAGCGAAAAUAAUAAAACUGACAAAAAAGUACUUGAGGCGUCUAAGUUUAUCAAAAAAGCUGCCACUACAAUAUUUUAUACUGGGCAGGAAAUAAGUGACAGCAUGAAAAAAUGUCGUAUAUGUGCUCGAUACUUUAUUGCUGAUGCCAACGCAAAGGACCUUUUCGAUGAAACUAACGGUGCACUCCUAUAUAACAUUGAAGCGGUCACUGGGAUAAUGAUUCAAUUGCUGGAAGGACUUCCCCACUAUAUUUGUUCGGGUUGCUUUUCAGAUUUGGGCAGAGCCACUGCUUUUCGAGAAAACUGCAUACGAAGUGAAGAGAUCCUUAGCCUGCAAAUUCAAGAACAGGAACAGAUUGCACAGUCAAUUGAAAUCAUAGAAGACGUCGACGACCAUGAAAAUUGUGAGGAAUUACAGAGAAAACAAAUAUUUGAUCAUUUAGGUCAUAAUGGGGUUCAAGUUGAGUUAGAACCUAUUCUAAAGAAUGAUGCCACAACUAAAGAAAAACCUCCAGAAACACCCAGUAACGCCGAUCCUCUUUGCGUAGGAGUGGCCGAAUCAAAUAUAAAUAGACUGUUACGUGAAGCAAAUGGUGGAGCUAAAAGAGCAAAAAGAAUGAAAACGAAGAAAGAAGUCGAACGUCCUAAGAGAAAACGGAAGCCAAAGGAACGAAAGCCCCGCAAGGUUUUUACACCUGAGGAAAGGCGCCUUCGAAAAAAAAUGCAAAAUAGCAAUCUGAAUAUUGUGUGUGAUAUUUGUGGUCACAUUUCCGGCACUCGCAAUGGCUUCACAAUGCAUAAAUUGCGUCACACUGGAACAAAAAAUUUUGCAUGUUCAGAAUGUCCUAAGAAAUUUUACCAGAAUUGCAUGUUACAGUUACACAUCCGAGUGGUUCAUAAACAUGAAAGGCCUUUUCACUGUCGUUAUUGUGAGUUAACAUUUGGUGAUAACGGCGCACGAUAUAAGCAUGAAGCAAAAAUGCAUGGUGUAGGUAAAAAAGUGGAUACGCCAUCCAAUAACGAGUGUGAUAUUUGUGGAUUCGUCUCAAGCAAUCGUACGUCUUUGAAUAUGCAUAAGUUGCGUCAUACUGGUACGAAAAACUUUCAAUGCCCUGAAUGUCCGAUGAAAUUUUACCAGAAUUUCAUGAUGCAAGUACACGUACGAGUGAAACAUAGAAACGAGAAACCAUUCAGUUGCCGUCAUUGUGAAAAGAAAUAUACCACACCUACUAAACGUUAUCUCCACGAAAGAAAGAUUCACGGAAUUCAACCUAAACGAGUGAGAUCAUCCGUACGACCGGCAGAAAGUGUAAAGAAUCCUGCUGAGGUUUGAAAUUUGAAAUUUGUCCACAAGUGCAUUUAUUUUCGCGUACUAGACCAUAAAUAAACAUUUAUAUU